CUCCCGCCUCUCCCAUCCCCCCGUCGCAUCCCACACACGCUCACUCAUCAUGGCGCCGCACACCGCCACCUGCUCUGCGCCCGUCAACAUUGCCGUCGUCAAGUACUGGGGCAAGCGCGACGUGCCGCUCAUCCUGCCCACCAACGACUCGCUCUCCGUGACGCUGGACCAGGACCACCUGCGCAGCCUCACCUCGGCCGCCGCAGACCAGGCCUGGCCCGCCGGCGACCGCCUCUGGCUCAACGGCGUCGAGGAGAGCAUCGGCGAGUCGGGCCGCCUGCGCACCUGCAUCGACGAGCUGCGCCGCGAGCGCCGCGCCCUCGAGGAGAAGGACAGCAGCCUGCCCAAGCUCUCCACCUUCCCGCUGCGCAUCUGCAGCGAGAACAACUUCCCGACCGCUGCCGGCCUGGCGUCGUCGGCGUCGGGCUUCGCCGCGCUCGUCUCGUCCGUCUCGACGCUCUUUGAGCUGUCGUCGAGCGUGUCCGUGUCUGAGCUGUCGCGCAUUGCACGGCAGGGCUCCGGCUCGGCGUGCCGCAGUCUCUUCGGCGGCUUUGUGGCGUGGCAGGGCGGCGAGGCCGCCGACGGCUCGGACAGCCUGGCCGUCGAGGUGGCGCCGCGCGAGCACUGGCCCGAGCUGCAGGCGCUCAUCUGCGUCGUCUCGGACGCCAAGAAGGGCACGCCCUCCACCGCCGGCAUGCAGCGCUCCGUCGCCACGUCGCCGCUGCUCGCGGCGCGCAUUGCCAACGUCGUGCCGCAGCGCAUGGACACGAUGCGCAAGGCCAUUGCCGCACGCGACUUUGAGAGCUUCGCCGACGCCACGAUGCAGGACUCGAACAACUUCCACGCCUGCUGCCUCGACACGAGCCCGCCCAUCUUCUACAUGAACGACGUCUCGCGCGCCAUCGUCGCGCUCGUCGAGGAGCUCAACCGCGCCAGCCGCGCGGCCGGCAGCGGCGCCGUUGCUGCGUACACGUACGACGCUGGGCCGAACGCCGUGCUGUACGCGCCCAAGCAGAACGUGCCGCUCAUCCUGCAGCUCGUGCGCCACUACUUCCCCAAUGCCGACUUUGACGACACGUUCAACCUCCUCGGCGCCGGCGCCAACGCGUCGCACCGCGGCGCACAAGAAGCACAGCCGCUGCCCGAGGCCCUGCCGCAGGGCUUCAACGCCGCCGUCAUUCCCGUGCACGAGGCGGGCGCCGUGCGCCGCCUGAUCCACACGCAGGUCGGUGACGGCCCGCGCGUGCUGCCGGCGAGCGAGUGCCUGCUCAACGAGCAGGGCGAGCCGAUCCGGCUGCAGCGGACGAAGCGCGCUUAGAUGCGAGAGUCGCUGAUGCGCCUGGGCAUCGUGACGAAGCAGGAUAUCCCGCGUGCUGCCAAUGCCAAUGCGUUCUCUGUUCUCGCCCGCACCCAUGGCCCACACGCUAGACUCGUGCACUCCCCCCGUCUCGCAAUCCCGGCCGCACACCCACUGCACACGAGCAACGCUGGCUGGCAGGUGAGAUUUUCGUCAGGUCGCGCCGGCAGCGCCGGC
Messenger RNA from Tilletiopsis washingtonensis, 1534 nucleotides. Its product is annotated as putative MVD1-mevalonate pyrophosphate decarboxylase. Lineage: Eukaryota; Fungi; Basidiomycota; Exobasidiomycetes; Entylomatales. The transcript has 3 exons. The coding region runs from base 50 to 1318 and encodes 422 amino acids. Gene Ontology annotation, molecular function: diphosphomevalonate decarboxylase activity; ATP binding. The record is from RefSeq and is a predicted model, not a curated record. Gene Ontology annotation, cellular component: cytosol. Gene Ontology annotation, biological process: isopentenyl diphosphate biosynthetic process, mevalonate pathway; isoprenoid biosynthetic process.